Molecule: messenger RNA, 1728 nt
Organism: Peronospora belbahrii
Lineage: Eukaryota; Oomycota; Peronosporomycetes; Peronosporales; Peronosporaceae
Source: the annotation of a GenBank genome assembly
AUGGCGUCUUGUAGUACGUUAAAGAGUUUAAGCGCAUUUACAAGCACUAGUAACGACUUUAGUCAUAAUCAUCACUCGGCAUCCACACAAUCUUUUGCUGGUCAACUUAACAUUGAAAUCCUGGGCGCUCGGAAUCUAUCGCCUGCAGUACUUGGGAGUUUAUUCAAAUGGACACCAAGUUAUUCGAAUCCAUAUAUCGUCAUAUCGUUAGAUCGUGAACGGUUUGUCUCAAGUGUAAAGAAAAAAGACUUGAACCCGAGUUGGAAGGAAACAGGUCGACUGAAUGUACCGCUUCCAUCCGAGACUGAAAUGUUACAAACGAGUGGAAUUCCAGGCGGUAGAUUUGGUGACAAUGGAAGCAAGAAAGAUACAGUGGAGCAUUUGACAAUGAAAAAGACUGGAACUGCUACUGCUACUGUGGCAGCUGCAAUGGGGUAUCGACAAUAUUAUCCAUGUGCACCGGAGCUUGAUGUCCAGAUUUUUCAUCGUUCCGACGAGAUAACCGAUACUAUGGCAAAUGCUGCUUCCACGUCCAAUGCAUUGGAUAAUUCCAAUUAUGUAGCAGCUCUAGGACCGGAUGAUAAACUAAUUGGUGCUGUGAUUGUACCAUUAUUACCAUGUCUUAUGACAAGUGUUUCGAGUUUUCGAGGAUGGUAUCAAUUAACGGAUGAAGAGUCCCAGAAAGCAGGACAAUUGCAGCUUUCAUUGAGCUUUGAUGUUUCUGCUGCAACGAAUCAUUUGGAACCACGGAAGGGAGAUAUUGUACGAUUGACGGGCUUUGGAGGACUCGAGUAUUACUCGAAAAUUCUACCACCGGGUGCAAGACUUGAGGUGCUGGAUACAUUCCAGGAUCAAGUGUUUGUUCAGACGCGUAGUCUAGAAGGAUGGCCGUUGAGUUUUGAACUACAUCGUAAUUUGGUGCAUGUUGAACGCCGUCCAUCGCUCUUUCAUGAUGCCUCCGAGCAACUCCACAAUCAAGUGACGCGAGUGCGUCAAUUGCGUGUUGUCACAAGCGCGCAACGUGUUUGGCGUACUUUGCCAGAAACGCCACGAGCUCAACUUGAAAACUCGGCUGCGUUUGUGGCUUUCUUUGGCACCCAGGCGUAUUCCAUGAUAAUGCGCAGUGUGCAUGAUCUGCUACGUUCUGGCGUGUAUUCCGGUGUACAAACGUUUGUGUCAAGUUCAAAGGACGCGUUUGGACAGGUGAAACACGAGUUUGUACGUGUGUACUGGAGUGCACCGAGGCGUGUGACUUCUGGAUAUUUAGACGCUGGCUACGAUGACGACCUGAUUGACUGCGGACCUCGUACCAAUCGUGGGCAUAUUGUGCGUGCUUUUACGGCCGCAGACCGCUUGGCCGUUGAGUAUGAGGAUCAAGACGAGGAGGAACUGAUGAUGCACUGGAAAACAUAUGAAGACAGCGAAGAGUUCAAGCAGCAAGAAGCUCAAGAAGGCAACGAAGACGAGUCUGAUGUACCUGAGCAACUCAUUUGUCCUAUUACUGGCUGUCCAAUGUUGGAUCCUGUUGUCGCUGCGGAUGGACACAGUUACGAAAGAGAGGCUAUUUUGCAGUGGUUUAAAACGAGUGACAUCUCGCCAAUGACGGGCAUGCAUAUACCUACGAAGCAGGUAUUCUCAAAUUUUACGUUGCGCCAACUUUCCGAGGAAGUUCGUGCCGCAGCCGCUCGUCGUCAACAGACCAAAAGAGAGCUACACUCACUGAAGUAG